UCGAAUGGCGCAAUCGUUCAGAUGAUUCGAAACGCAGUGUUUAAGGCGUGUGAAGUCGAGGAAGAUGGAGGAACAACCAGCCAGCCAAGAUGACCGACCUUAAAGCUGACAAGGCCACGGCCAAGGCCACGGCCAAGGCGAAAAGCGCCGAGCUCAGUCCAGCCUCGAGCCAUCUUGGGUUAACAGCUGCCAACAAGGAUGUCGAACUCAACACCGCCAAGGUUCAAUCACCAUCUGGUAUCGACGCAGUAGACGAUACUGCGAUUGUCGAAGAAGACGCUCAGGAUGAUCCCGAGAUCGCCCAGCUGCCACUCAUUGUGCGCCAGACCGUCUCUUUGGAGGAUGACCCUACGCUGCCAACCAUCACCUUCCGCUACUUCAUCCUCUGCAUCUUGUUCAUCGUUCCUGGAGCCUUCCUUUCGCAGAUGAGCCACUACCGCACGACUCAAGCUCCAUACUCGAUAUUCUUCGUCCAGAUCGGCUGCCACUAUGUCGGUCAUUUCCUCGCGAAAGUCCUGCCCGCCUGGCAAGUCAAUCUGCCAUUUGGCUGUGGAUUCAACCUUAAUCCAGCACCAUGGAGUAUUAAGGAGCAUGUUCUAGUCACUCUGACUGCGGCUUCUGGCGCCACGUACAACUUGGGCUAUACUCCCAUCUCGAUGGCUGAGCUCUGGUACGACACACGAAUCAAUCCUGCUGUAGCAAUCUUCUUCAUGUUGGCCAUCGUCUGGGUUGGCUACGCUAUCGCUGCAAUCGCCCGGUCUCUAUUACUAUGGGAGCCGGAAUAUGUGUGGCCACAGGCACUAAUGCAGACCACGCUGUUUGAGACUUUCCGCAAGCAGGACCGCAAUAGCCCACUGGCCAAACGCCAAAUGCACGUCUUCUUCAUGUGCUUGGUCGGUAUGAUGCUCUGGCAGUUCCUUCCAGAAUUCGUCUUUCCCAUGACGUCUUCGCUUGCCUUCCUGUGCUGGGUUGCACCCAAGAAUCCUGUUGCGAACUUCAUUGGAUCUGGCCUUGGAGGCAUGGGCUUCUUGAAUCUCAGUCUCGAUUGGUCGAAUAUCAAUUGGAAUGGUACAUCGAUCCUCAUCACACCUUUCUGGACUCAGACUGUUCUGUUCCUCGCCUUUGCUUUCAACUGCUGGGUUCUGCUUCCAGCAGCCAAAUGGGGCAACCUGGGCUCCUACAAGCACGGCCUUAUGUCCAACUCCUUGUUCCAGGCCAACGGAACGAAGUAUCCCACUGCCAAAAUCAUCAACAGCGACUUUAGUCUCAACGAGACCGCCUGGGAGGAGUAUGGGCCAGCAUACAUGGGACUGCAAUUUGCAUGGGCAACGUUCUUCAACUACUCCAAACUGCCUUCAGCAUUUGUUUGGCUGGCUACUUUUGGAGGCCCAUCGAUCAUGGCAACAUUCGCAAAGAAUAUGGCGGCACGCAAAGCUCGCAGCGAAGCAAAAAAGCAGCAAGACUCUACCGGUGCCAAAGAGCCCAACAUUCACCAUCAGUACACUGAUCGUCUGAACGUUCUUCAGCGGUCGUACAAAGAAGUCCCAGGCUGGUGGUUCGUUGCGUUGUUUCUGACAGGCUUUGUGGUCCUGCUCGCAAUCGUGGGAUCCGGCCAACUUUUCAUCCCAUGGUGGACCGUGUUCGUCGGUGUCGCAACUGGUUUUAUCGUCGUAAUCCCACUUGGCUAUCUUUACGCCAUCUCGAAUUAUCAAGUCGCUAUCGGUGACUUUAAUGAGCUUAUUUACGGCUACAUGGUUCACACCGCUGCCGGAGCCGCUCAUCAUCACCCGGCUGGCCCUUCAGUUUAUGGCGCUAUUGCUGGCGAUGCCUGGUACCGCGCCCAGUACAUGCUACAGGACCAACGCAUUGGACACUACAUGCAUAUCCCACCACGCACUGUGUUCUUCAGUCAGGUCUUCGGAAGCAUUCUUGGCAUACCGAUUAACUAUGGAGUUAUCCGUUGGGUCCUGAACACCAAGUUCGAGUACCUGUCCGGCGCGAAAAAAGAUCCAUUGCACCAGUGGACAGGUCAAAGCCUUGUCAGUUCGAACACUAUUGGCAUACAGUACGGUGUCAUAGGGCCGAAGCGCAUGUUCGGUUCCAGCGAGCUGAAGAUUCUACCAUACGGAUUCCUUGUUGGCGCUAUAGCACCGCUUAUCAUGUACGCUCUGCAUCGCGCGUUCCCCAAGUCGAAGCUGAAGUUCCACCUGUGGAAUACUACGAUCUUCUUCUCUGGGAUCUCUGUAUUUUAUGGCAACCUGUCAACUGGGUAUUUCAGUGCAUUCUUGGGUGGUUUCAUCGCAAUGUACUGGAUUUUCCGCCACCACUUUAAGAUCUGGAAGCGCUAUAACUACAUUGUUGCAGCGGCGUUCGAUGCAGCCUUUAAUUUUAACAUGCUGCUUAUCUUCUUAUUCUUUGGAGCCGGAAAGCAGAUCAAGAUGCCAGCUUGGUGGGGCAACAACGCGACAAACGUUGAAAGAUGUUUCGCAUUGGACUGAUUAGUUUGAAAUAUAGACAUAUAACAAUGCCCAAUAGAUCCUUUGAUUGAUG
This is a messenger RNA of Didymella exigua CBS 183.55, 2550 nucleotides long. Its product is annotated as OPT superfamily oligopeptide transporter. NCBI's taxonomy places the organism in Eukaryota, Fungi, Ascomycota, Dothideomycetes, Pleosporales, Didymellaceae. The record is from RefSeq and is a predicted model, not a curated record. The coding region runs from base 90 to 2498 and encodes 802 amino acids. The transcript has a single exon. Gene Ontology annotation, biological process: transmembrane transport. Gene Ontology annotation, molecular function: oligopeptide transmembrane transporter activity.